Molecule: messenger RNA, 2610 nt
Organism: Ochotona curzoniae (black-lipped pika)
Lineage: Eukaryota; Metazoa; Chordata; Mammalia; Lagomorpha; Ochotonidae
Gene: TBC1D17
Product: TBC1 domain family member 17
Exons: 16
Coding region: 376-2343 (655 amino acids)
Biological process (GO): activation of GTPase activity
Molecular function (GO): GTPase activator activity
Source: RefSeq, a predicted model, not a curated record
GGCCUCGGAGCCAGUCUGGGACAGCCUUGCCCUCGAGCAAAAUGGCGGCCCUCUGGCUUCGAUGCCAGGACAGAGAGCGAAGGAGGAAGUGGGCGACUUCCGGAAGAGCCGGGGCGGAACUCCUGGGCCCGCCUACUUGUUUACUUCGUGGUGAGCGCAAUGACACUGCGUCUGCGCACACUCUGCUUUGGAAUUAGACAACCUGACGGCCCAGCCAAUCUGUUUCGUAAAGAUGGUCUCACCCACUCCUGCUCUAGACUGAGUAAGGGCGCUACCAACCGCUGCUGGAGGAGGGGUGGACAGUGUCCUUUCCGGAUGUGACAACACGCGUACCCGGAAAAGGAGGAGGCCGGGACGGGGGUCUAGACGGCGGCUAUGGAGGCAUCCGGCUACAGGGUGGUGUUCGAGAAGGGAGGCGUGUACCUGCACACCAGCGCCAAGAAGCACCAGGACCCGGACUCGCUCAUCGCAGGCGUCAUCCGGGUGGUGGAGAAGGACAACGACGUGUUCCUGCACUGGGCUCCUGUGGAGGAGGCCGGAGAUUGCACCCAGAUCCUCUUCUCCAAGAAGGACACCAGUGGGGGUGAUUCCUGCACCUCGGAGGAGGAGCCGACCUUCGACCCUGGCUAUGAACCCGACUGGGCCGUCAUUAGCACGGUGCGGCCACGACCCCGUCCUUCAGAGCCCCUGAGAGGGACAGAGCCCGGCUCCACUCUGGGCUCCUGGGCCUUCUCCGUCAGCCUGGGGGAGCUCAAGUCCAUCCGUCGUUCCAAGCCGGGCCUCAGCUGGGCCUACCUGGUGCUGGUGACGCAGGCCGGGGGCUCCCUGCCUGCCCUGCACUUCCACCGUGGGGGCACCCGUGCCCUGCUCCGCGUCCUCAACCGCUACCUGCUCUUGGCCAGCUCCCCGCAGGACUCCCGCCUUUACCUGGUCUUCCCGCACGACUCCUCAGCCCUCUCCAGCUCUUUCCACCACCUGCAGCUCUUCGAUCAGGACAACUCCAGCGUGGUGUCCCGCUUCUUCCAGGACCCCUACUCGACCACCUUCAGCAGUUUCUCCCGAGUGACCAACUUCUUCCGGGGUGCCCUGCAGCCACACCCCGAGGGGGCCUCCUCGCCAGACCUGCCCCUGCCCCCUGAGGAUGAGCCUGAGCCCGGCUUCGAGGUCAUCUCCUGUGUAGAAUUGGGGCCGCGGCCGGCCGUGGAGCGGGCCCUGCCGGUCACCGAGGAGGAGUGGGCCCGCCAUGUGGGUCCUGAAGGCCGCCUGCAGCAGGUGCCUGAGCUGAAGCAGCGCAUCUUUUCUGGGGGUCUGAGUCCCGGCGUGCGGCGUGAUGCCUGGAAGUUUCUCCUGGGCUACUUCAGCUGGGAGGGCUCAGCCGAGGAGCACAAGGCCCGUGUGCGCCAGAAGACGGACGAGUAUUUCCGCAUGAAGCUGCAGUGGAAGUCGGUGAGCCCCGAGCAGGAGCGCCGGAACUCGCUGCUGCACGGCUACCGCAGCCUCAUCGAGAGAGAUGUGAGUCGCACCGACAGAACCAACAAAUUCUACGAGGGUCCCGAGAACCCGGGGCUGGGCCUGCUCAACGACAUCCUGCUCACCUACUGCAUGUACCACUUCGACCUGGGCUACGUCCAGGGCAUGAGCGACCUCCUCUCCCCGAUCCUCUAUGUGGUGCAGAAUGAGGUGGAUGCCUUCUGGUGUUUCUGUGGCUUCAUGGAGCUGGUGCAGGGGAACUUCGAAGAGAGUCAGGAGACCAUGAAGCGGCAACUCGGGCAACUCCUGCUGCUCCUGAGGGUGCUGGACCCGCCGCUCUGUGACUUCCUGGACUCGCAGGACUCCGGCUCUCUCUGCUUCUGCUUCCGGUGGCUGCUCAUCUGGUUCAAGCGUGAAUUCCCCUUCCCGGAUGUCCUUCGGCUGUGGGAGGUACUGUGGACAGGGCUUCCUGGCCCCAACCUCCACCUGCUGGUGGCCUGUGCCAUCCUGGACAUGGAGCGGGACACCCUCACGCUCUCCGGGUUCGGCUCCAAUGAGAUCCUCAAGCACAUCAAUGAGCUGACCAUGAAGCUGAGCGUCGAGGACGUGCUGACGCGGGCUGAGAGCCUCUACCGGCAGCUGACGGCCUGCAGGGAGCUGCCCCACAACGUCCAGGAGGUGCUGGGCAUGGCACCGCCCGCGGAGCCACGCAGCCCCUCGCCCUCCGCCUGCCCGCUGCCGCUGUCGCCCAUGCGGGCCCCACCUGCCCCGCCGCAGCCGCCACCUCCCGUGGACCCAUCCCCGCAGCCUGACAGCAGCCUGGAGAUUCUGCCUGAGGACGACGAGGACGCAGCGGGCUCCUCAGCCUGCUAGGCCAACUUCUGGCCCUGCACAAGCACUUUAUCCCAUCGGCGCUACCUGGGUCCUGCGGCGUCAUCCACCUGAUACCUGCCAGGCUCAGCAGGCCAGAUGCUGGGCCCGGAACCAGCUGGGGCGGAACAGGGGAAACUGAACCAAAGCUGACCACAUGACCCUGGCCCGGCCAGUGGGCCGCCAGGGGAGGUCCUUCACUAGCAGAUGUGGGUGCCCUGGACCCCGUUGUACACCUUCAUUAAGAGGUGUGAAAAAAAAAAGGUGUGG